CAGAAGAUAAGAUAACAAACAGCAAUUAUCUUAUCUUAACUUAACCUUAUUAUUAACAGAUUAUUGUAAAAAUGAUAAGCAGUUAGUUACGGACGGUGUAAGGCCUGUUACUUUUAAUUUUUUUCUCGUGCAUAAUAGUUAACUGAAUUUAUAAUUUUUUAAAGAUUUAGAUGAAACAUUUGGUUUUGGAUAUUGUAUUGUAUUGUACUAAUUGCAUUUCAGUUUUAAGAAAUUGGUCUAUUAUAGCCUAACUCUAACCUAAAAGGCUAUCAUUUGAUCUGUUCACUGUUUUUAAAACUAACUAAAUGUCACUUUUGAAAAUGUGUGACAGUGAUGUUCGCCAGGCAUUAAAAUGCAUACUAAGCAAAGUAGAAUCUGCAUACCAGAAUAAAAUACAGGGUCUACCGGAUAUAAAACCCAGAUUAGUGGCAGUGAGUAAAACUAAACCAAAGGAGCUAAUAUUUGCUGCAUAUGAUUGUGGUCAGAGACACUUUGGUGAAAACUAUGUUCAAGAGUUGGUUGAGAAAAGUAAUGAUGCAGAGCUUUUAGAAAAAUGUAAGGAAAUUAAAUGGCAUUUCAUUGGUAACUUACAAACAAACAAAGUUAACAAAAUUGUUUCUAUUCCUGGAAUUUUUGUUGUUGAAACUGUUGAUUCAAAAAAGCUUGCAACUUUACUCGACAAAGCUUGGGAUAGAAAAGAUCCAAAGGACCAAGAAAGGCUCAACAUUAUGAUCCAGAUAAAUACAAGUGGAGAAGAAGCCAAAAACGGGGCACCGCCUUCAGAAGCAGCUUCUCUAGCCAAACAUGUGGUUACAAAUUGUCCCAAUUUGAACAUAUUGGGUCUAAUGACAAUUGGAAGAUUCGAUCAUGACCUUACACAAGGGCCGAAUCCGGAUUUCCAGGUUCUUAUUAAGUGCCGAGAGGAUGUUGCAAAAGCUCUGAAUAGAAAUGUAGCUGAAUUUGAGCUUUCAAUGGGCAUGUCAAAUGACUUUGAACAUGCAAUAGAAGUAGGAAGUACCAAUGUAAGAGUAGGCUCAUCAAUAUUUGGUGCCAGACAGUACAAUAAACCAGCUGAAAAUUCUGUUGACAAGCUUGCAGAUCAGGUCGCAACGACUAACAUAGGCUAACUGUGGCUAGUUGGCCUUUUAACAAUGGAAGUGACAAGGGUUAAAAGCAAAUUAAAUUUUACUUUGCAAAAAAGAUAGUAAGGUCUUCCAUUAAACUACUUUACCUCAUUAAUAGGACGGUACAGUAGAGUCCCGCAAACUUGGAACUCGAUAACCCGGCAGUCUGGAUAACUCUACCAUCACCUGGAUCAGAAAAAGAAUAAUAUUUUGAGUCCGAGUUAAACAUGGACUCAAGCCAGCUCAAGUAAAAUCAUUCACAACUCGUACCAAGGAUUUUUUGUACUAUAUCUGAUGACGUUAUACUGACUUGUAAUAUUAAAAAAGGAGGUUAAAAAGCUUAAAAA
Macrosteles quadrilineatus (aster leafhopper) is the source of this 1471-nucleotide messenger RNA. Its product is annotated as pyridoxal phosphate homeostasis protein-like. Gene Ontology annotation, molecular function: pyridoxal phosphate binding. Bases 306 to 1127 code for a protein of 273 amino acids. The record is from RefSeq and is a predicted model, not a curated record. Gene Ontology annotation, cellular component: intracellular anatomical structure. Lineage: Eukaryota; Metazoa; Arthropoda; Insecta; Hemiptera; Cicadellidae. The transcript has 6 exons.